UAUCCAGAGCCGGGCAAGAGGCAAAGGAGAAGGUGCUUGGAGCUGUCUGCAAAGAAUACUACGCACUCUGACAGCCACUGAGAGAGAGUGAGGGGAGAACUCUAAGGCAGGGAACUGUUGCUCCUGGUUCAGGAAGAUCUGUGCUGUUGCUCCUUUGAGCCUGGCUUUUCCAUCUAGACAGCAGGUAUUAUUGAAGCCUCUUUGGGAUGUACCUGAAGAUGUGAUUGGCUCUGAAAUGCACCAGAGGGAUUUUGCUGAGGGGACUUUUCUCCAAAGUCCAAUUGUAUUUGGUGUAUGACCCUAUUAAUCCAACAAGAGUUUUCCUCUUGGAUAGAAACCAUGAGGAAUUCCUGGAACAGUUUUCUCCCCUUAACCAUUGCACUUUUUAUGGGGGUUGUAGAGUGUCAGAGAGACCUUGCUGGGCGUCGUCUGGAUCAAUAUCCUUCUUUCAGGACAGAUGCUGGGAACAGGGAGAUGACGCAGUUAAGAUUUCAGCAGAACCAAGGCAGGUUUGGGCCAAGAACUAAAGUGCACAGUUUGUUCCCGGUACAUGGCUCUUCUUCUACAUUGGAUCAUGUUCCUGUAACUCCUCAGACAAAUGCUGCCGCUAAUGCCCGGAUGAGAAAUCCAGCAGGGAGGGAAUUUCGAAAACAAAAUUCUGCUCCAGCAGUCCACAAACUCCCAUCUCUCACCAAUGUGAGAUCUCAGAGCAGCAAUCCUAGAAGGAACACUGGUGCUUUGAGUAGAGGUCCAAGCUGGACUCUCCAGCAAAGAACACCAUUGGUGAAUCCUGUUCGGAAUGGACCACAACCACGAACAGCCCCACAAGUGCAGACUGCCAGAGGCCGGAUGGUAGGACCAAAUGUCUGCGGGGGACACUGCUGCUCAGGGUGGACAACAGCUCCUAGAACAAAUCGAUGUAUUAAACCUGUAUGUGACCCUCCAUGCCAGAAUAAAGGAUCCUGUAGCCGUCCCCAGCUUUGCGUUUGCCGCUCAGGCUUCAGAGGUUCCAGGUGCGAAGAGGUAAUUCCCGAAGAAGAAUAUCAUCCACCUGGCCUUGCAAGUGCCUUUCAGCCUCCGGCAGUUUCCCUUCCAAUGAGAAUAAACAGUGCAGAAAAAAGAGAGCCACAGAUACCUAUCAUACAGAAACUACCAGCUGGGGUUCAGAACAGAAGCAGCUCCCUUGUUACUUCUCAGUCAUAUACUGGAUCAUCCCGCACAGUCCGACGCUACCCAGCUGUAAAUCAUGAUCAUCUAACUUCCAAUAUAGUUCCCAAUGGGAAUGGAUUUGAACAGAGUAGAACUGGGUCACGAAUGGUAUAUCAGGAACCUGUUUUGUCUCCCUGGGGAGCUAACCUGACAGAAAAAAUCAGGAAGAUAAAAAUAGUGUUCACUCCGACAGUCUGUAAACAAACGUGUCACAAUGGCCACUGCUACAAUAAUUGUGAGAAAGGAGACACUACCACCCUAUAUAGCCAGAGCGGACAUGACCACGACCCCAAAUCUGGUUUCCGUAUUUAUUUCUGCCAGAUUCCAUGUUUAAAUGGAGGGCGUUGUGUGGGCAGGGAUGAAUGUUGGUGCCCAUCUAACUCUACAGGGAAGUUUUGCCAUCUACCAGUUUUAAAAGCAGAAAGGAAACGAAUUCCAAAUAGCCUGGCAAGCAGCUCUGUGAAGCAUUCUAUGUAUACCCUUCCUCUGUCCAAUCAACUUGCUUCAAUAUACCCUUCCUUGGUGAAUGUGCAUAUUAACCAUCCCCCAGAAGCCACCGUGCAGAUUCAUCAGGUGGCUAGAGUAAAGAGUGACUCAGAGGAAUCAGAAGAGAACAGUGUGGAAAGUGUACAAAUACCCCAGCUUCCAGUGUCCUCCCAUUACAAUAAUAAUGUCACCCCAAAUAAUAAUGUUGUCAUUGAAAGCAACCAGCAACAGAGGUCCCAGGGCUUCAUGGGAAAAUGUUACCUGGAGACAGUACAUGGAAAGUGUGCUGAUCCACUGCCUGGUCUCGCAAGGUAUGAGGAUUGCUGUGGAAGCGUGGGAGCCUUCUGGGGUCUCAGCAGAUGCAUUCCAUGCCCAGUGAAACCAGCUUAUCCAACAAUAGAAAAUGGACAUGUUGAGUGCCCACAAGGAUACAAAAAACUGAACCAGAGUCACUGUCAAGAUAUUAAUGAAUGUACAAUUCAAGGCAUAUGUAAAAAUGCAGAAUGCAUGAACACCCGAGGCAGUUUCAUCUGUACUUGUAAGCCUGGUACUAUGUUGGACCCAUCACGCAGUCACUGUAUUUCGGACAAGGCAGUUUCAACAGAACAAGGGUCAUGCUAUCGCUCUGUGAUAAGAGGAAUGUGUACACUACCACUUAAUCAGCAGAUCACCAAACAGAUCUGCUGCUGUAGUCGUGUUGGCCAAGGAUGGGGGAGAAAUUGUGAGAUAUGCCCAUUGUUGGGCUCUGAAACUUUUAAGGAAAUCUGUCCAGCAGGCCAUGGCUACACUUACGCUAAUUCAGACAUUCGGAUGUCCUUGAGGAAAGCAGAAGUUGAUGAACUGCCCUCACUCAGCUCAGAGAAGCAAAGGGGACAUGAUGAUCAGAUGUCUAACGGGACAAUUAGACAGAAGGAAGUGCAAAAAGUUUUGAAAGGUGAUGCCAUAGAUAUUUUUUACCCAACUGACAUACCAGCAAGAAAAGCUGAAUCCUCAGAGGAUCAGGAUACAGAUGAGGUUACCCAAGAAACUGAUACUAAUCCAGUGGAUGUAAGAGAGAAUCCCUCCCUUUCUCCUGCCAAACAAUUUCCAGUAGCUGUAGAUGAAACUUCUGCUUCAAGAGACACAGCAACAGUAUUCACAGAGAUAAAUCCAUGUUCCUCUUCACCUGAUAUGUGUGGGCCAGGCACUUGUGUGAACUUUCCUGAAGGAUAUACCUGCUUGUGUUAUCCUGGUUAUCAACAGCAUCCAAGUCACACUUACUGCAUUGAUGUUGAUGAAUGUGAGAGAAAUCCAUGUGAUGGGAAGGGUCACUGUGUCAACACUGAAGGCUCUUAUUCUUGUAUCUGCUUCUCUGGGUAUAGCAUUCUCACUUCACAAAACAUGCAAACAUGUCAGGAUCUAAAUGAGUGUGACCAACCAGAUGUUUGCCAUGGAGGGCAGUGUAUCAAUAUACCUGGCUCGUAUCACUGUGAGUGCAAAAUAGGCUACUUCCUGAAUCACAAAGGACAGUGUGAAGAUAUUGAUGAAUGUACAACCUAUAACAUCUGUCCCAGAGGACGCUGUAUCAACACCGAGGGCUCCUUUUCUUGUGUGGAUUGUGGUAAUGGCUAUAUCGCAUCAAUGGAUGGGAGAACAUGUGAAGAUAUUGAUGAGUGCAAUUCACACAUGGCCUGCCCACAGGGAAUCUGCAUUAAUACACCAGGCUCCUUCACUUGCCAAGCUUGUGAAAUAGGUUAUGUUCUCUCAUCUAACAGACAGUCUUGUGAAGACAGUAAUGAAUGUGAAUACCCAAACAUUUACUGCUUAGAAGGAGAGUGCUUAAACACACCAGGAUCCUACACAUGUCAUUGUCAACUAGGAUUUGAACUUUUCAAUGGGACCACAUGUGAAGAUCAGAAUGAGUGUCUGGACAGUGGCAUCUGCAGUCCCAAUGGUGAAUGCCUAAACAGUCAUGGAUCUUAUUUCUGCAUUUGUGCUCCUGGCUUCUCAAAUGCUGCUGGUGGAGUCAGCUGUCAGGAUGUGGAUGAAUGUGCUGAUUACUCCCGGUGUUUGCAUGGUCGGUGCAUCAAUACAGAAGGCUCCUACAGCUGCUUAUGUCAAACUGGCUUCCAGCAUUCUCAGGAAACAGAUGACUGUGUAGAUGUGGAUGAAUGUGAAGAAUUUGGGGCUACUGCUUGUGGCAUAUGGCAAUGCCAGAAUACCUUGGGUUCAUUCCACUGCAUUAUGGGAUGUCCUCCCGGCUUCCAUCGCACACCAUUUGGUGACUGCAUUGAUAUUGAUGAAUGUGCCAAUGAGACCCUGUGUGGAAGCCAUGGUUUCUGUGACAACACUGUUGGGUCAUUCCAUUGCUUGUGUGACCGUGGCUAUACAAAUUCCCCUUCAAGCCAUGAUUGCAUUGAUGUGAAUGAAUGUGAGCUGAUGAUUGCAGUGUGUGGGACUGCACUUUGUGAAAACGUAGAAGGAGCCUUCUUGUGCCUGUGUCCAAGUGACCAUGAAGAGUAUGACACAGAAACUGGGGAAUGUCGCCUCCGAUCAGGCCUAGGGGAACCUGGAAGGCCUGUAUCUUUACAUCCAGAUAAUGCAGAGCGGAAGGAGUGCUAUUAUCACAUCAGUGAUGUCCCAUUGUGUGACAGUGUCUUAGCCAAUAACACCACAAAAGAGGAAUGCUGUUGCACAGAAGGAGCAGCCUGGGGAGAUAAUUGUGAAACAUAUCUGUGCCCAGUCAUUGGCUCAGUGGAAUAUAUUGAUAUUUGCCCCAGUGGGAAGGGCUAUAUUCCUGUAGAAGGAACACUGAUUUUUGGACAGACAUCUUAUACAGAUGCCAAUGAAUGUGAAAUGUUUGGCUUUGAAGUCUGUCGUAAUGGACAUUGUGUGAACACAGUUCCUGGAUACACCUGCUUCUGCCACGUUGGAUAUUUCUAUCACUCCAGUCAGUUUGCAUGUGUUGAUCUUGAUGAAUGUGAAAAUGAAGAGAUCUGUGCAAAUGGCAAAUGUCUGAACACAGCUGGCUCUUAUCACUGCUUCUGUAGCCUUCCCCUGGUUCUGGAUGUAAUCCACAAUCGCUGUGUCAACGUUUCCAACACUGCAGAUAAUCCGAAUGAACCUGACAGUGAAUUAGAAAUUUGUUGGCAGAAGGUCUCAACAAACUAUGUUUGUAGUGAACCAUUGCUGGGACGACAAACGACGUAUUCGGAGUGCUGUUGCAAUUACGGAGAGGCUUGGAGUCGGGACUGUGCACUCUGCCCUCCAAGGUCCUCUGAUGAUUUUUAUCAGCUGUGCAACAUAGUAAACGAGGCUGGACUUCGAGAAAGGCCCAGCUAUGAGUAUGGAUCAAAUCAGGACAGUCAUCAAUAUGAGCUUUACAUCCCAGAUCUGGAGCCCUAUUUGAAUCGCUUGGAUGAGGAUGGAGUGGCUGAUACCAACAGAGAGGAAAGCAAUGCAUUUGAGGAUAGUGCAACAUCACAAAGACAACAGAUCCACCCAGAUCAGACACAGCCUCGCUACAUGCCUGAGCACGUUGAACAGUACAGCAGCUUUGAAGGGCUACAAGCAGAAGAGUGUGGAAUUGUUAAUGGCUGUGAAAAUGGACGCUGUGUGCGUGUGCAGGAAGGCUACACUUGUGAUUGCUUUGAUGGCUUCCAGUUGGAUUUGAAGCUCAUGGCAUGUGUCGAUAUCAACGAGUGUGAAGCAGCAAAUGCCUCCAUGAUUCUUUGUAAAGGUAAUGCCUGUGAAAACACAGAGGGCUCCUAUCACUGCACUUGCUCACCUGGCAGUGCAGCUUUAGUGGAACCUCACUGCAUUCCAGAGACUACACAAAAUUCAGAGGCGGCAUAAUUCCAAAAGAUGAGUUAAAGUGGAGGCAACGUUUUCAGCUAUUUGCUUCAAGAACUGGAAAUCUGUGCAGCUGGACAAGCGUUUCAGGGAACUCAGCAGCUUUGAAACAUUUUAUUUCCCAGAAAGCAGACUCAACAUGUGGAUCUGUCCAAUUACAGUAUUCCAGCCAGUGUAAACACUCAGGGCCCAAUCUUCAUAUACUGUAUGUGCAUUGGAAAAACUAUCACACCAUUUUUAUCAGAGAUUUUUGGCCUUGUUACUAAUUUGCAUUGGAUAGAUCAGCAGUACACUCUUUCUUUCCUGUUCAUCUUUUGUUUCUCUGUUUAUAUCAUAGGUGACAAAUUUGUGCCCCUUGAAUUAUUCUCACAACGCUUUAUUGUACCAAUUUGUCUUACAAUGUCAUCUUACAUUUCUUUACCAUUCAUAGAAUGCUGCUUCCUAAAUUUACUUAUAAUCCUUACUCUAGCCUUUUCAGCUUUGUGUACAAAAUGGGUAUGUCUGCCUCACAGCUACUAAUGCAUUAUGUCCUCUUUAUAGCACGACUGAAGGAAAUUCACAUUCCACAGAUAACAGACAUUUGGCUUUCAAUUGAAUCCAGCCAAAAAUCUAUAUAACCUUCCCUUAAAGUUAUAUUAGCAAAACAAAAGACACAGUACCCUACAUCCAAGCCCAGAACAUAUUUUGCCCUGCAGUUAGAGCAACUAUUUAUAAUUUGAUUGUGGCUUGGACUUCAUUGGCCUUUUUUGGGCUUUCUGUUCACAACUAUAUCCAACUGCACCUUCUGUGAUUGCUGAAAUGUUACUUUGGGAAGUGGGAAAGGUUAUAGCUCUUUAGAUUUAAAAGGAAUGCAGAGUUUUCCAUUGGGAAAAAAUACAACAUGUUAAAUAAAUGUUUUUUAAAAAAAAAUUGUGCCUAAUAGGGCUGGUCAUAUAUCUUUCUACCUUCUCUUUCUGAGCUGGAAAUUCUUGGGAAGAACCAAAUUAAUUAGCAGAUCCUAUUGAUUCAACAAGUAGAAGACAGAUGGCUAGUUGGGAAAAAUACUUCUACAGAUUGAGCAAAUUAAAACAUUUUAUAUAUGACAGUAUAGCUUUCAGUCCCAGCAGGAUCCUCCAGCAGUAUCCAUCACUCACAUAUGUAAGAUACUCUUUAGAGUAUUAAGAGACUAUACCAGAGGGGGCAUUCAGCAGAUUCUGACCAGUUCUGGGGAACCAAUAGCGGA
Molecule: messenger RNA, 6748 nt
Organism: Thamnophis elegans (Western terrestrial garter snake)
Lineage: Eukaryota; Metazoa; Chordata; Lepidosauria; Squamata; Natricidae
Gene: LTBP2
Product: latent transforming growth factor beta binding protein 2
Exons: 34
Coding region: 295-5529 (1744 amino acids)
Molecular function (GO): calcium ion binding
Source: RefSeq, a predicted model, not a curated record